Molecule: messenger RNA, 1407 nt
Organism: Cornus florida
Lineage: Eukaryota; Viridiplantae; Streptophyta; Magnoliopsida; Cornales; Cornaceae
Exons: 4
Coding region: 90-1157 (355 amino acids)
Source: RefSeq, a predicted model, not a curated record
CCAUCCAUUAAUUCAUCCUCGAAAGAAUCAAACAAAAUCUUUGCUAAAUUUAGAGAGAGAAAAAAAGAAACAAGAGAUAGGGAUAAGAGAUGAUAAGGAAAACAUUUGGGGGUAACAGAGGAAUGGGAGGAGGAGCGGCAAGAGGAGCAGGAGGUGGAGGGAUGUUGAACUUGAGGACAGUUCAAAGGGCAGUUAGGGCUGGUGUCGGUGGUGCAGCCCAAGAACCAUUUCCAAAGUCCACCAGAACCACCACCACCACCACCACCACCACCACCACCACCAGUAACAGCUCUACUUCUACUGCUUCUAAAUCAUCCACUUUCAAACACAACUCCAACACACUUCAUCUAUCCUCUCCAACAACUAGAUCCUCAUCACCAUUUUCUUCAUCCACUCCUUAUUCUUCUCCUGCUUUUGGUGAUGAGUUUGAUUGGGAAUGUGUUUAUGCAAGUGAAGAUGAAAGGGCAAAUGGGUUUUGUGAUGAUUUUGUUUUUGGGUCUGUUCCAACCAAAGAUGAAGUGCAACAUGCAGUCUCUAAUCUUCAACAGGUUAUCGACCCAGCCUCCUUUUCACAGUUCAUCAAGGAUAGAUUCUCUUAUAAUUCGGACAUGGACAUAGCGGAUCAUGUUACAAGUCCUGGUGUAAUGCACAGAGUUUCAUCAGUUGGGUCGGAGUUAGAUUGGAUUGAGCCCUCAGUACAGCUAUGUAAUCCCAGAAUGUUGCAACGUCAUGGAUCUGACAGAGUUUAUGAUGCUUUUCAUUUGCUGCAGACUGAGCCUUCUGUUCAGAGAAUGGUCAUUUCAUUGUCUUCUGACAAGGCUGUUUGGGAUGCUGUUUUGAACAAUGAUGUGGUACGGGAGCUCAGAGAGUCAUUCGAUGCAGCAGAAAACAGUGCUCCUGAAAGUUCGGAUGAAAGUGCUGAUGGCUCCAACCCGGCAAAAACACUACUGAUGUUGAUCUUUGGCAACACAAAGGCCAAAGUCAUGGAACUAAUGGAUAAAAUCUAUAGGCUGGUGAAUGAUCUUCUCCAGUCCCCAGACAGUGAGAAAACAACUGAAGAAACCACAAAUUCCUUCGAGCAAAAGCUGAGAUCAUCUUUCCUGAUCUCCGUCAUGGUGCUCUUAAUUGUGGUUGUGACUCGAGCCCACAAGGCUUGAUUAUUAUUCGACGAAAUGACAGAUGCAAUCGCUUGUUGAUAUGAACAGGUGGUAGAAACUCUUGGAUGCAUUGAGUAAGAUAUUUUGGAUUAAGUUAUAUUUGUCAUAAACAAAUCCAAGUGGGGACCUCAGAAUUGGCUUUGUUUUUCUGUAUAUUAUGUGGAUAUUUAUGAAUGCUCGGUUCUGGUAAUACUUAUGCACGAUGUCUGGCUGAAUGCAGCAUCAAGCAUGAUGGAUUAUUGUUUAUGUA